GGAUUGCACUGACGCCUGUGUUCCGCGCGAUGGCGCGUUCAUUACUCCGGAAGACGCGCGCGGUCACGUGACUCAGUCAAGAUGGCGUCUGGACAGCAGUGGGUGUUGGUGGAGAUGGUGCAAGCGUUUUACGAGGCUCCAGCUUAUCAUUUGAUUUUAGAAGGGAUCCUCAUUUUAUGGAUCAUCAGACUGCUGUUUUCCAAAACAUAUAAACUUCAGGAGAGAUCAGACCUCACAGAAAAGGAGAAAGAGGAGCUGAUCGAGGAGUGGCAGCCCGAGCCGCUGGUCCCCCCCGUCUCUAAAGACCACCCCUCCCUCAACUAUGACGUGGUCACGGGGCCUCCAAGCCACAAAAUCAUUGUAAAUGGGAAAGAGUGCAUUAACUUUGCCUCGUUUAACUUCCUGGGUCUGCUGGACAGUGAGCGCGUGAAGCUGAAGGCGUUGUCGUCGCUGAAGAAGUACGGCGUGGGGACGUGUGGACCGAGAGGCUUCUAUGGGACCUUCGAUGUGCAUCUGGAGCUGGAGGAGCGCCUGGCCAAGUUCAUGGGGACAGAGGAGGCCAUCAUCUACUCGUACGGCUUCGCCACCAUCGCCAGCGCCAUCCCAGCCUACUCCAAGAGAGGAGACAUCAUCUUCGUCGACGAGGCGGCGUGUUUCUCUAUUCAGAAAGGCCUGCAGGCUUCACGCAGCUUCAUCAAAUACUUCAAACACAACGAUAUGGAGGAUCUGGAGCGCCUCCUGAAGGAGCAGGAGAUCGAGGAUCAGAAGAAUCCACGCAAGGCGAAAGUAAUCCGGCGGUUCAUUGUCGUUGAGGGACUCUAUAUCAACACUGCUGAUCUCUGUCCACUACCUCAACUGGUGAAGCUGAAGUACAGAUAUAAAGUGCGAAUCUUCCUGGAGGAGAGCAUGUCUUUCGGAGUGCUUGGAGAACACGGAAGAGGCGUCACAGAGCAUUUUGGGGUCAACAUCGAUGAUAUUGACCUCAUCAGUGCCAACAUGGAGAAUGCGCUGGCGUCCAUCGGAGGCUUCUGCUGCGGACGAUCAUUCGUUAUUGAUCACCAGCGUCUGUCGGGUCAGGGUUACUGUUUCUCCGCGUCUCUUCCACCCAUGCUGGCUGCUGCUGCUAUCGAAGCCCUCAACAUCAUGGAGGAAGAUCCAGGCCUUUUCAGGGUAUUACGGGAUAAAUGCAAACAUGUCCACAAAGCACUACAAGGGACUCCAGGGCUGAAGGUGAUCGGAGAGCCGUUAGCUCCUGCUCUUCACCUGCAGCUGGAGAACAGCUCGGGAUCCAGAACAGAUGACCUGAAGCUGCUGCGAGCCAUUGUUGAUUACAGUUUGGACCGACAGAUCGCACUCACUUUGGCUCGGUACCUGGACAAAGAAGAGCGUUUCCUUCCACCGCCGAGCAUCAGAGUCGUGGUGACUGUUGAGCAGACGCAGGACGAGAUCCAGACCGCAGCGCAGUGCAUUCGAGAAGCAGCGCUGAAGAUCCUCAAAUGAUGAGAGAUCAUGUGAGAGCCAUGAUGACCUUUGACCCUGAAGACCUCGACUGCACACAACUCGAAUGGAUGAAUACACUGAUUGUAUUAUAUUUGUUUUCCAUACCUGCUGUACAGAUAAUGUUGAUUAUUUUAGUCUUCAUUUCACAUUGAAAUAAAUGCAGCACUGAGUUGGUGUGCACCAUCUUGAAUGUCUAGAAUAAUGGGAGAUCUUGUCUAAUCAACAAUAACUAUGCCCUAGAAACAAUCAUUAUUUUAUAUACAAAGUCAUUUUUAUAGACACUAAUAUUUACAUUGCUUUGUUACCUUUGACCAAAGAGUUGCUUCUUUACAUGUUUUCCCAGUGUUUAUGCCCUGCAUACGAGUUGUUUCUGAAUCAAGCGUUUAUUCUUAGACUCUUUCGGUAACUGAAUGCAUUGAGUGCACUGGUCAAGAGACACCAAAUCUGAUCUGGUUCUGAAUCUGUCAACAUGUCAUUUGUUUUCAAAUAUGUUUCAAGAAUAAAACGCAUUUCAGCUUUUAAAUAUA
Molecule: messenger RNA, 2027 nt
Organism: Carassius gibelio (silver crucian carp)
Lineage: Eukaryota; Metazoa; Chordata; Actinopteri; Cypriniformes; Cyprinidae
Gene: sptlc1
Product: serine palmitoyltransferase, long chain base subunit 1
Exons: 15
Coding region: 82-1500 (472 amino acids)
Biological process (GO): ceramide biosynthetic process; sphingosine biosynthetic process
Cellular component (GO): endoplasmic reticulum
Molecular function (GO): pyridoxal phosphate binding; serine C-palmitoyltransferase activity
Source: RefSeq, a predicted model, not a curated record